GGUGGAGUAGCCACAUUAACCAAAGUGGAGUAGCAUGUUGACCAAACAUAUCUGUAUUUAUAACAGAAAUCAUUUCUAAUCGUGUCCCAGAGAACAACACACGGAAUACUCACAAAGACGUUGUUCUUGAGUAGAGACAACAAAACCUGGAAAAACCUGGAAAAGCCUGGAAAAGCCGAGCAAAAAGGCGCAGAAAGCUUUGUGGAACAUGGAGAAGAGGAGGGUUCGUUUUGCACCAGUACAGACAAAUCAUCUCCAAAAAGGGCAGAGCCAUCAUCCUUACCUGAAGCAAUAUCUGUCCUUUAAACGCGUGUACAAACACCAGACUUUCACCAAAGCAGACAGCGGGAGCUCCAGUAGACAAUUCCAUCAUCCCAGUUGGAGAAGAAAAGAACAUGACAUCCUGCCACGUAAGCCAGAUAUUAAACAACAGCCAUAUAUUUGCUUAGAAAGUGCAAGUUCAAACAGAGAAAUUCAUCAUCCUGGUUCACGAAGAAGAGAAAAUGACAUCCACAAGCCAGAUAUUAAACAAGAGCCAUAUAUGUGCUUAGAAAGUGCAAGUUCAGACAGAGAAAUUCAUCAUCCUGGUUCAAGAAGAAGAGAAAAUGACAUCCACAAGCCAGAUAUUAAACAAGAGCCAUAUAUGUGCUUAGGUGAGUCUUUGCUAAAUGCCUAGCAUAAGAUAUUUUAUAAUCAAAUGUGUGUGGUGAUUGUAUGGGAAUGAGAAGAGAAUUGUUUUUUUUUUUUUGUACAGAAAGUGCAAGUUCAGACAGAGAAAUUCAUCAUCCUGGUUCAAGAAGAAGAGAAAAUGACAUCCACAAGCCAGAUAUUAAACAAGAGCCAUAUAUGUGCUUAGAAAGUGCAAGUUCAGACAGAGAAAUUCAUCAUCCUGGUUCAAGAAGAAGAGAAAAUGACAUCCACAAGCCAGAUAUUAAACAAGAGCCAUCCACUUGCAUGGGAGACAAUUUUGAUUUGAAAACACACAUUCUGAAGAUGAUCAUUACAGAUCUACAGACACCAAAACUUGUUGAAGAAGAUGGAUUCCACCAUUUCAUGACAGCCCUAAAACCCAGUACUGAUGCUGCACUAAGUGCCUCUGCGAUCCGACAAGAACUAGUGAAUAUGUAUGAUAUCUCAAAGAGGAACGUGAAGAAAGCAGUGAUUAAUGCCAAAGACCCAGUGCUCUCUGCUGAACUGUGGAUCUCAAGCAAAGAAGAGUCCUAUCUGACAGUAACAUGCCACUUCAUUGAUGAGAAGUGGGAAAUGAAAUCCUACAAACUAGACACAGCGCAGCUUCUUGGUGAACACACGCCAGAAUAUGUUCAUCAGCAACUUUGGAGAAUUUCCACAGAAUGGGAGAUCAUGGAGAAAAUUCAGGUGGUGGUUGUCAAUGUUGAUGGAAUGAAAAAAGCUAAUCGAAAUCCGAACUGGACGUACAUACCUUGCUUCAGCCACACGCUCAACAAAGUCAUCCAAGAAGUCAUUCAAAGCCCUGAUUGGAGAUAUCUUCUGAAGAAGUGCCGCCAUAUUGUUCAGUUUUUCCACCAGAAAAAUGAAGCUUCAUGGUGUCACCAGUUGGCCCAGUCUUCUUGUGUUGACUGGCUUUCGACACUAAACAUGGUGAAAAAGAUCUGUGAACAGUGGCCAAGGUUUUCCCAAGUCUCCAAUUACAAGCAUGCAGAUCAUCUUUGGCUCAAUGAAAAUGAAAGGAUGGUGCUGAAAAAUAUGAUGAAGGCACUCACAGUUGUCAAAGACGUCACAGAGAUGAUUGGGACAUGCGGAUAUGUUUCAGUCUCUAACAUCAUACCUCUGCUUGACAAGCUUCAGUCAAGUCUGCAAAGGCUAAUACAACAAGAAAACAAGAUAGCCUUGAGGCUCAGUGAGAGAUGUAAACAUCACUUUGGAAACAUCAACCAAAAUGUGUGGUUCACUGUUAGCACAGCACUGGACCCAAGAUUCAAAAGCAGUGUCCUGAAGACUGAUGGAGGUGAAAAAGUCAAAACAAAGAUCAAAGAAGAAAUGUGCAAACAGGCAAGUGUUGCAACGAGUAGCGGUUACCAUAGAAACUUUUUAGGCGAGAUGGAUUAUGAAGAUUCAAUUCUGCAAUACGCUACAAAAGGAGACAUCUCAACAACUCAGAAUCUGCUUCAGUACUGGGCAGCCAAAAACAAGUCUAAGGACUUGGCCAUGGUUGCACACAAAUACCUCAGUGUGAUCUCCACCGCUAUUCCAAUAGAGCAGAUGAUGCACGAGGACAAAUCACAGAUCAUUUUCAACAGGAGGAAAUGCUUAGAGCUGAAAGAUAUCAACAUGAUGCUGUUUCUGAAUGGCAAUCAGCAUAAAAUAUGAGUUGUGGUGGUGUGGGAAAAUCUGUUCUACUAUAUAACGUUCUGAAAACUACAGACUUUCCUGAACUAUCUGAACUCUCUUAUCACUUGAGGUAAAAUUCAUUCACGACAUUUAAACAUAUGCUGUGUAUUUAAACAUAUAUUCACUCGAAUGAUGUUUGUUCAUGUAACCUGGAUGGGGAAAUGAUUCUUUGAUUCAUUCACUGAGUUCUGUUCUGUUAACUAAAUGUCUUGUUAUAAAUGUCUGAGUGUAAAUGAUGUGACCAUGCAGGAGCAUCAUGGACAUUUUGACAUCCAGGAAACUAAUUACAAACUGAAUUGAUUAGGCUUAUUUCAAAUUCAACCAGUCCAUUACAGGGCACCAUGCAAACACACACACUCGCAACAUAUUCAAUUUAGAGUCGCCAAACCACCUACCAGCAUGUUUUUGUGGGGUUUUGUGGGACUGUGAGAAGAAACCAGUGAACAUGGGGGAAACCCACAUGAACACGGGGAGAACAUGUGAAACUCUGGACAGACAGUAACCCAAGCUGUGAGGCACCAACUCUACCUGCUGCACCAACAUGCUGCUCUCAGUGUAAAAGUUUAGAGUCAAAUACCAUACCAAAAAGAAAUACUGUCUUUAUUUACCUCCUGCUAUUUCAUAUUUUACUUUUUUACUUUUUUAAUGAAAUGAAAAAAAUGAAAAAAUGAAAAGAUUGUGUAGAGAGAAACAAAUAUAAGUGUAUGAAACAAUAAUCAUUUUAUGUUAAAAAUAAUCUAUGGUUUAACAUAUAGUGAUAUU
This is a messenger RNA of Pangasianodon hypophthalmus (striped catfish), 3132 nucleotides long. Its product is annotated as E3 SUMO-protein ligase ZBED1. Lineage: Eukaryota; Metazoa; Chordata; Actinopteri; Siluriformes; Pangasiidae. The record is from RefSeq and is a predicted model, not a curated record. Bases 715 to 2349 code for a protein of 544 amino acids. The transcript is spliced from 7 exons.